Molecule: messenger RNA, 1019 nt
Organism: Dicentrarchus labrax (European seabass)
Lineage: Eukaryota; Metazoa; Chordata; Actinopteri; Moronidae
Gene: lyrm5a
Product: LYR motif containing 5a
Exons: 3
Coding region: 87-422 (111 amino acids)
Biological process (GO): respiratory electron transport chain
Cellular component (GO): mitochondrion
Source: RefSeq, a predicted model, not a curated record
ACUGUUUAAUGUGGUUGUUUGUAGAGUCUGUAAUUAAUAUAGUUACCUGCUAACGAACGCCAUAGCUGCCCUGCUGUAGCUAGCUUAUGGCUAAUGCCGUUGUUUGCCUGGCUCCUCACACUGACGCCCACUGGAGAAGUGUAAAAGGCCAUCUGGUUUCUGACAUGGCCAACCCUUUAAAGGGGGAGGUCAUCAAGCUUUACAAAACCCUGCUCUAUCUUGGCCGUGAGUACCCCCAGGGAGCAGCGUAUUUCAGAGAGCGCCUGAAGUCGGCGUUCAUGAAGAAUAAAGACGUGACGGACCCCGAGAAGAUCAAAAAGCUGGUGGCCCGUGGCGACUUUGUCAUCAAGGAACUGGAGGCUCUCUAUUUCCUCAGGAAGUAUCGAGCCAUGAAGAAGAGGUAUUGUGAACCAGAAAAAUAAUGACACUCAUAGAUCAGCAUUGAUGUACCCUUCUGAAAUGAAACGCAGUCUGUGUGGAAAGUACAGUGUCAGUAUUUGCCUUUAUCACAUGCAGUCCACAAUACUGAGCAGAAAUUAAAAACAGUUGUCUCUGUAUAAGAAGUAGUCUUGCCUCACAAGGGAAAUGGAACAUCCACCUGUAAGAAGUGCCACAAAGGGAUGAUAAUGAAACUGUUUUUUAUACACAAGUUGUACCUUAAAUGCCAGGUUUUAAAUCACAAGUAUUGUACAUACAUUUUCCUCCACAAAUAGGAAUCAACAUGUCCUCAAUCAAGAUGAAUUAAUUUAAUGUCCGUUUUAAAAUGGGUGUUCAGAUUAAGACUGCUGUCGGGGUUCGUAGGUAAAACAGCUGCAGGUCUGCACCUGGUCUAUAACAAGCUGCAGAUACCGGACUGACUGAAUCAUAUUGUUCAAUGUAUUUUGUAUUUCAAUGUAUAUAUUUGUAAAUACAUGGUCAAAUUCAUUGAAUGUACAUGACUAUGUAUCAAUGCACUAUCUGAUAGAGAGCAAAGUUUAAAACAUUGAUGUCCUCUGUCAUAAUAAAGUGGAGUUAUCAGA